Messenger RNA from Vitis vinifera (wine grape), 699 nucleotides. RefSeq lists its product as uncharacterized. Gene Ontology annotation, molecular function: RNA-DNA hybrid ribonuclease activity; nucleic acid binding. The coding region runs from base 1 to 699 and encodes 232 amino acids. The record is from RefSeq and is a predicted model, not a curated record. The transcript has a single exon. NCBI's taxonomy places the organism in Eukaryota, Viridiplantae, Streptophyta, Magnoliopsida, Vitales, Vitaceae.
AUGACUAGUAUUAUAGGAUGGCGGUUGUACUUUGAUGGUGCCGCCAAUCAGUCGGGGUUUGGCAUUGGUAUCUUGUUAAUAUCACCACAGGGUGAUCAUAUCCCUAGAUCAGUCCGGUUAGCAUUUUUCGAUGAUCACCGGUUGAUGAAUAAUAUUGUGGAGUAUGAGGCUUGCAUUACAGGUUUGGAGACUGCACUUGAUCUUGGCAUUAGACAGUUGGAAAUCCAAGGGGAUUCCAAUUUGGUUAUACAGCAAAAUCAGGGUAUCUGGAGGACUCGGGAUGAGAAGCUAAAACCCUACCAUGCUUACUUGGACCUGUUGAUUGAUGGAUUUGAUGUGUUAAGGUAUAUACAUCUGCCCAAGGCGGAAAAUCAGUUUGUCGAUGCAUUAGCCACCUUGGCUUCUAUGAUUGUGAUCCCCGCGGGGGUGACUGUUAGGUCAUUGCUGAUUGAAACUAGGUCUGCACCAGCUUACUAUUGUCUGAUUGGAGAGAUAGAGGAUCGGAUUAAUUUGCCAUGGUAUCACGAUAUUUAUCAGUUUCUGUCAUGCGACACUUACCCAGAGUCAACCUCGCCCAAAGAUAAGAGAGCAUUGAGACAGUUGGCCACCAGAUUUGUUAUUUGCGGGGAUGCACUGUAUAGGAGAUCACCUGAUGGCCUGUUAUUAUUAUGUCUAGACCGUACAUCUGCAGAUGAGUGA